AUGAUUCUAUUUGAAAUGAUAUAGUUGGCGGUUGGCGUUCGUAGCGCGAGGACGUGUACCGUGUUGGUGUACGCCAGGUCUCUGGGCGCAAUUGCAGCGCGGGAAUUGUUGGUUCACUCGCAGUGGAAACAUUGGCUGGAAUACACUAUGUGCGUACAUGGAUCGGAAGCUGGUUAGGGAGAAAAACGAGCCCGUUCGUGGUAAAUGCAAGCAGGAAAAUGGAAAUGAAGUGAAUCAGUUGUCAUAUGCGUAUCAGUGCAGUGGGUGUUUUUUAUCUCCUUCAUCUCGGCGAGUUUAAUUUGCCGUAAUGUGUACAACGAACGGAUGUGAAUGGGCGGUUGUGUAGGCCGUUGGAAAGGACUUGUAGUUAUUGUGGUGUUUUACAAUGCUUUUACACAUCAAUUAAGCAACGCCUAGGAAUUAUGGAAGUGGCAAGAGCAACACUAUCCCGCUUACCCGGUUUCGUCCAGUACCUAGCAUUGGCGGUACUCAUCGAGCAGGCGGGGCAGGCGCUGUCGUCGGAAAAUCUUCAGAUGCCCAACUUUCUGCACGAGCUUCCGUCGAGCGUACUGUUCAGCAACGACACCGGCAACUCGCAGCUCGUCUGCCAGGCCUACGGUGGUCCGCAAAUGAUCAUCCAAUGGAUACUGAAGGAUGGCAGCCUGGUGAGCAGCGUACCGGGGCUGAGGCAAGCGUUGCCAAAUGGAACGCUCUACUUCCCUCCGUUCGCCGGGCAUCUCUUUCGCACGGACGUACACGAUACGACUUAUCGGUGCAGGAUCAGCUACUCCUACUACGUACUGCUCAGCCACGACAUCCGGGUACGGGCAGUGGUACGGCAACCGUACGAGGUAAAGGUGGAGACCACCGAUGUGACGCUCGGCAACACCGCCUUCCUGAAGUGCUUCGUCUCGUCGCACGUGCGGGAAUUCGUCCAUGUGUCGUCAUGGUUCGGCGAGAAGGAAAUGCUUCUUCCCGGCCGGUCCGACAUCGGCACUCGGUAUGUUGUCACAACGCCCGGCGGAGAGCUGUGCAUACGGAACGUCAAUGAGGAGGACAGAUUGAAGCGGUUCUCAUGCGUAACGGUCGACACGCUGACGGGCGAGCGCAAAACAAGCGAAGCCAUCCUGCUCACCCUGAAAGAUAACAUUCCAAACAUGGCGCCAUCCACUAGCCAGAAGUCAGUGAGCGAGCUCAAGGCCGGCAAGGGAGCCAGUGUGCAGUUACCAUGCAAUGUCCAGGGAAAUCCCGUUCCCAGCUUCUCCUGGUUUCGCAUCUCGGACACUGGAUCGUUAUAUACCGUGCCGUCCUCGCAGCGGAUCGUGCCAUCGCAGUCGCUGCUAUUCAUCCGCAACGUCGACGAACGAGAUGCCGGAAGAUGGAUAUGCAAAGCAUUCAAUCAGUUCGGCGAACAGAAGCUGGAGAUCCAUCUCACGAUCAGCAACGAGCUGGUGGCGCACAUACAUCCCCAGAUCCAGAUUAUCAACUCGGGCACAUUCGCCCUGCUGAACUGCUCCAUCUACGGCAGCGAGGUGAACAAAAUCGAAUGGUUUCACAACGGACAGGAGCUAAGCCCACCGGAGAUAAGCUAUGGCUUUGUGGAGCAGAAUGUGCGCGCCUCGGCGUACAUCUCGCUGAAAUGCUCGGCGGCCGGGUCGCCCCCACCGCAGUUUGUCUGGCUGCUCGACUACCAGCCCAUCCUCGACGUCUCGUCACUGCACCGUUACACGAUGGAUCAGUUUCUCGACAUCAAACAGUCAC
This is a messenger RNA of Anopheles merus, 1761 nucleotides long. RefSeq names its product Down syndrome cell adhesion molecule-like protein Dscam2. The record is from RefSeq and is a predicted model, not a curated record. The transcript has 11 exons. Gene Ontology annotation, cellular component: neuron projection. The annotation marks the transcript as partial. Lineage: Eukaryota; Metazoa; Arthropoda; Insecta; Diptera; Culicidae.